UGACUCGUUAGCUGCGCUUUAUUUACGCCGAGAAGCUUGAAAAGGGACGUGACGGCGGCCGUGGAUCAUCACUCGAAGAUGGCGCUGGCGGGGCCGUUCAGCCUAGCCGCGCUCUUGCUGUGCCUGGCCGGCGCGGCGGCGCACUCCAUCCAGGUUCACCAUGUGACGUUCGAGAAUUUCGAGGGCCAGGAGGUGCCGGUCACCGUGAUGGUGGACGAGCUGCGGCAAGUCGCAGUGGUGUCGCCCGUCAACGACGACCAGGGAUCCACCAGCCUCUAUGACUUCGACCAGCGCGUGGUGGCGCACCGGAGCAGCGCCAGCGCCGAGUGUUUCCUGGAGCGCAUUGAGGACGACUUCUACGAGCAUGAGAGUCGGCUGCAGGCCAUCCACGAACAGGCGGCGAACGAGCUGACCAGCACGCUCUACACCUGGAACGUCAACCUCACGGACGUGGAGACGGGAGACCAGGCCGGCGAGAAGGUGCAGCGCUUCUGUGCGGGCAUGACGGCUACCUGGCUAUCGCCCGAGAGGCCGGAGCUGCUCGAGUUCGACGGCAUCGAAUACCCGAUCGGUGUCCAGGACGAGCCGGCCGCCUCUGCGCAGAUCUCCUACCGCAGCAAGAGGAGCGCUAACACGUGGGGAGGCCAGUCGCAGUCGGCAUGGAGCCACUACGGGCGCGGCUCCGGCUCCAGCAACGCCCUGGCCACGCCGAAGCGUGCGCAGGCCGCAGUCGGUGGGUGAAGCGACCGCUCGUGCCGACGGCAGUG
Messenger RNA from Pollicipes pollicipes, 767 nucleotides. RefSeq lists its product as uncharacterized. Bases 79 to 741 code for a protein of 220 amino acids. The transcript has 5 exons. NCBI's taxonomy places the organism in Eukaryota, Metazoa, Arthropoda, Thecostraca, Pollicipedomorpha, Pollicipedidae. The record is from RefSeq and is a predicted model, not a curated record.